CAGAUACCUGUCCAACCUUUCCGGCACAAUGAGUAUGAGAGAUUCAUAACAACUGCUUUUCCAUACUACGGAGCAUCAUUCUCAACUGUGUCUCCAUCCUACGUAGAUUCUUCUGAACCUUGAUGGUCUUGCAAGCAUUGGAGGAGAACGUUGUAUGCAUUAAAGCAUCCAACUCCAAGACUGUGACUUGACAGGAGUGCAGAGAUCAUAUAUGGUGUGUAGCACUAGGGCAAGAGAGGAUGAAGAGGCGUCGAGAAAAAGGAUGAUGCAGUGCAUGAGGAUUGUUCUACUCAGGCAUCCCAAGAUGAUGAUGAUGAUGAUGAUGAUGCCUCCACGACCAAACCGACUCAUCUUGCAAUUGCUGAUGGCGAAACACUAGGCCGAUUCACUUUCGUCGUUCCGAAGCAGCUUCUUGGAACGACAUCGCACCGGCGAUGAUAAAGCGAUCCGACGGCCUGCUAAAUCCUCGGAAGAUUCGCUAUAAUUAUCACGCGGAGGAGGAGGAGGAGGAGGAGGAGGAGCACGCGUGGUAUCAGCUCCGCCAUCGAACCUCCCUGGGUAGUCUGGUCCGGGACGAACCGGUCAAAGGUUCGGUGAUUUCAUAACCUCCAGCUUAAUAAAUGAUAUAAAUAUAUAUAUAUAUUUAAUAGUUUAAUAAAUAUCUAAUCAGAGGAGUAUUUUUUUUAGAAAUUAAAAAAAAUUAGCUUUGAAGUUAAAUUUGAAUAUUAUUGAUAAGAACAUUUAGUUUUGAUUAAGGAGUAGGAAAACCAAAGAUUUAUAAGUUUCUAGUAUCAUUCUUAUUCUCAAACAUAUUUUUUGGGAUUCGUCCCAAAAAUAUAAAAUCGUAUGAGCUUAAUACUUUGUCGGCUUUUGUAUUCCAGUAUAAAUGAUGAUAAAAUAUUGAAUUAUCACAUGUACAAUAUAUAAUAUGUAUAUAUGAAAAAAAAAGGUUGAAAAUUCUCAUAAGGUACAUGUGACCUAAAUAGCAAUUGACCAGGUUGAUGCAAGUUAUCAGUAUCCAAUAAUUAGUAGGAUGUUGUCAACAGGCGAGCAAACAUCUCUAGUGGAGAUUCGUUGCUUAUAUCCACACACACAAAACUCUGUUGUUGCUUAAUAGAAUGUCUAAAGUUGGCUCAUCUGGUAAUCCCAUGCAGCUGAGAUCAUAUACAUGAAACUAAUCAUGCAUGCAUUGAACUUUAAUAUUUUAUCAGUCUUGUUUUAGUGAGAACUCUACAACAACAGUCAGAAAUGGGACAACAGGGACAGGUUCAUCAUGCAUGCAGAGCUGCUACGUAACCUUGUUUGAACUGUUCUAAUACUACUAUCAAAUGAUUCUGAUGAUGUUAUUACAGGCAGUAGUGCUGUGGCCAAUGAGAGAGAGAGAGAGAGAGAGAGAGAGGAGUUGCUUCCCAAGAGCUCCAUUUGCCCAACGCCUUCCUCUUCUUUCCUCGUUUCUCAUGCGUACAGAAGUGUCCACAAAACUGACACGCUUCCUCUUCCCUUCGCCUCUUCGGCAAUGUUUUGUGUCGUUAACACGUCCCCGGCUUCCCACAUUGCUCUGCUUUCUUUCUUCUUUCCUAUAUGAACACCUCGAAGGCCCAUCGAGUUUCGUUCUCUUCUGGUUUUAGUCCUGUCAAAGAACACCCAUUUCUCUCUUCGUCUCUCCUUCCUUUAUAGCCUCGUCUUAUCAUCCUCAGAGUCCAUAGACCCUCGCCUCGUUUUCUUUGAUUUGUUCUUCGAAGGAGAAGCCAAAUUUGAUCUUUCUGUUCUUCCUCUCCCUCCCCCUGCAUUUGAUUUCUGCUGAUCGUCUCUCCUUCUUCCUCCACUUUUAACGCUUUUAAUCGGGAAAAAACUCGACUUUGAUGGGCGCUCACCACAGCAAGAGGCCCGACACGCCGUCGGUCCUCUUGGACGACGGCGGCGGCGGAGGCGGCAAGGCCGACAUCCGGUACGUGGCGGAGCUGAGCUCCUACGAGGCCGCCUGCCGCCUCGACCCCGAGCUGCAGGGCUUCGACUCCACGCUGCAGCGGUGUACCAGCCGCGUCAUCUCCUCCCUCGCCCUCGGCGUCGAGGUCCGCUCCCUCUCCCUCGACUCCCUCCGCGAGAUCACCGGCUGCCUCCUCGAGAUGAACCAGGAGGUGGUGAAGGUCAUCCUGGAGUGCAAAAGCGACAUCUGGAAGACCCCCGAGCUGUUCGGCCUCGUCGAGGACUACUUCGAGAACAGCCUGCACACCCUCGACUUCUGCGCCGCCCUCGAGAAGUGCCUCAAGAAAGCCCGCGAUGGCCAACUGAUCAUCCAAGUCGCCCUGCAGCACUUCGCCGAGGAGGAAGCCGAACCCGAACCCGAACCCCAAAAGGACGCCAAGAAGAAGUACUCGAGGACACUGGAGGAGCUGCGGCUAUUCAAGGCAGCCGGCGAUCCCUUCACCGAGGAGUUCUUCCAGGUCUUCCAGUCCGUCCACGGGCAGCAGCUGCUGAUGCUGGAGAAGCUGCAGCAGAGGAAGAACAAGCUGGACAAGCAGCUAAGGUCCAUCAAGGCAUGGCGGCGCGUGUCGAGCACAAUCUUCGCGGCCACCUUCGCGGCCGUCCUGAUCUGUUCGGUGGUGGCGGCCGCGGUGGCCGCGCCUCCGGUCGCCGCGGCCCUGGCCGCCGCCGCGUCGAUCCCGAUCGGGUCGAUGGGCAAAUGGAUCGACUCGUUGCUGCACGACUACCAGAAUGCGGUGAAGGGGCAGCGGGAAGUGCUGAGGUCGAUGCAGGUGGGCACCUACGUCGCCAUCAAGGACAUGGAGAGCAUUCGGGUGCUCAUCGACAAGGUGGAGAUGGAGAUGGCCUCGCUGCUGGCUGAUGCAGAGUUCGCCAUGGAGGACGCACAGGCGGUGAGCAUUGCGAUGGAGGAGAUCAAGAAGAAGGUGGAGGUGUUCAUGAGGAGCGUGGAGGAGGUGGGGGAGCAGGCCGACGGAUGCAGCAGGGACAUCAGGAGAGCCAGAACGGUGGUUCUGCAGCGCAUAAUUAGGAAUCCAGAAUGAAGGAAGGAAACCCAUGCCAUCCAUCAUUCUCUCAUUCACCAUCUGUUAACGCCACAUGAUUUCUUGAAUUUUCUUGUUGAUCUGUACCUACCUUCUUAUGUAUUGCAUGUAUCCCUUCAAAAUUAGUAAUUUCAUGUUUAUUCCUUUUUA
Musa acuminata AAA Group (dessert banana) is the source of this 3176-nucleotide messenger RNA. Its product is annotated as UPF0496 protein 1-like. The record is from RefSeq and is a predicted model, not a curated record. The transcript is spliced from 5 exons. Lineage: Eukaryota; Viridiplantae; Streptophyta; Magnoliopsida; Zingiberales; Musaceae. Bases 1863 to 3026 code for a protein of 387 amino acids.